GGAAGCUCGGUGCUGACCUGUACGAUCUUCACCGUCAUCCAUCGCAAGCGACAAUUGUGCCCCGACGAGAACAUGGCGGACUCUACACCCAGCGACCCGCCUCCUGACUACGAAAAGUCCACCGCGGAGAAAGGUGGCCCUCCCCGUCCUCUGCGCAAAGGCCCUCUUCUUCUGGACCUUCCUAUCCUCAAGCACCUAAACUCCAAGCGAGUGAUCCUUGCGUCAGCGUCGCCUCGCAGGAAGGCGCUGCUUCAGCAGUUUGGCCUCACGAACCUCGAGAUCCUCCCGUCUACGAAACCCGAAAACCUGGACAAGACGGCGUUCGGUCCCUUCGAAUAUGUAGCUGCGACUGCCCACCAGAAGUGCAUGGACGUCUACACCACAGCCCUCGAGACCCAUCUUGCAUCGAUACCCGACCCUGAUCUCGUCAUCGCCGCUGAUACCAUUAUCGUCUCCCGGGACGGCCGGAUCCUUGAGAAGCCUCGAAGCGAAGCUGAACACAUCCGCAUGCUGAAGCACCUUAGAGACACGCGGAUGCACAAGGUCUUGACAGCAAUCACUGUUCUUGCUCCGAGAGAGGACGCGAGACAUCCAGGGUACCAGAUCGAUAGCCACACGGAAGAGACCAAGGUAUACUUCCUGAGCGAGUCCGAUGGUCUUCCAGACGAUGUGAUUGAGUCGUAUGUCAAAACUCGGGAGGGUGCAGACAAGGCGGGAGGCUACGCCAUCCAGGGCAUUGGCGGCAUGUUGCUAGUGGAGAAGAUUGACGGAAGCGUGGACAACGUUGUGGGGUUGCCCGUAAGAAGAUGUAUGGCCAUGGCGGAAAAGGUGAUAUUUAAGCAGGCCGAGGAAGAUUUCGAAGGGGAAGAGUCGGAGGAAGAUUAA
Messenger RNA from Fusarium falciforme, 885 nucleotides. RefSeq lists its product as hypothetical. Bases 73 to 885 code for a protein of 270 amino acids. Gene Ontology annotation, molecular function: nucleoside triphosphate diphosphatase activity. The record is from RefSeq and is a predicted model, not a curated record. Lineage: Eukaryota; Fungi; Ascomycota; Sordariomycetes; Hypocreales; Nectriaceae. The transcript is spliced from 2 exons.